AUGGACACCCUACUAUCAACUCUCUCCACGAGCGUCUUGAUCACGGCAGCAAUCCUAGCCGUAACAACCUUUCUCACAGCCAUUUAUCUCAUCAGCAAGAAGCUGGCCCUACCAUUUGGCGCACUCCUCCUAGACACAAUUGUUUCGUCGCAUGACAACAAGCCGCCCCCGACUUCAAAGCAAGAACAAGACACUUUGCGCGCACAGAAAACGCUCGCUAGUGUAGUCGCGAUAGUACUGCUCAUUGUCUGUGUUCUUUACGAGCAGAUACAAGCUGGCUCCAACUACCGUCCUCUGGGUUUCAACGAGUUUUGCGGUCUGGCUGCCAAAGGAUGUGUUGAAGGCGUGCUUGUGCUGGCAAUGUUGAGGUCGGUGCUGGAGGGCUACAGGCGACUGAUUUCGAGGAGAUGA
Aureobasidium uvarum is the source of this 411-nucleotide messenger RNA. The record is from the annotation of a GenBank genome assembly. Lineage: Eukaryota; Fungi; Ascomycota; Dothideomycetes; Dothideales; Saccotheciaceae.